AUGGAAUCAAGACCCUACAAAAUCACAGGCCCUCUCCAAAGGUCCCAGUCCAGUAACUACUACAAACCGCCAGUUCCUCCUAGCGCCCAGACCUUUGAAUCAAAGUUCUACAUGGACAAAAAGUCUGCUUCUGCGUAUCAAACACCACCGCCUGCUCCGCCAUCAUUCCAAGAUGCAAACAUGGUCAGUAUCCCCGCGGACAUGUUUGACAGGAUGUUCCUCCGGCUCCAAGAGCCAUCCCCGGCCAAAAAGGACGCGAACUGGCAAUUUGCCAACCCGACUCCCCUGUCCGUCGUGGGCUUCCUGCUCUGUCUCAGUCCGUUGUCGUGCGAUCUAUUGGGGUGGCGUGGUGCAGGAGGAAACGGAGCUGCUUCGAUGCAAGUCCAUCCCAUGCCCAUCUUUGGAGCAUACUUCUUCAUCGGCGGCGUACUGAUGCUUCUGGGCGGUCUUUUCGAGUACGUUGCAGGCAACACAUUCCCUUUCGUCGUCUUCGCCUCUUUUGGCGGCUUCUGGUUCUCCUACGGCGCCACCCUGCUCCCUUUUUUCAACGCUUUUGGCGCCUACUCGCCUGACCCAGAGGAUAUCACUGCUGGACUCGCCACUCAGGGAUUCAACGCCAGUUUCGGUUUUUUCAUGAUCUUCAUGGCCGUGCUCUGCUUGAUCUAUCUCGUGUGCGCUCUCCGAACGAAUCUUGUCUUUGUCAUCAUUUUCGCCGGACUAUUCGUCGGCUUCAUCUUCCUCACAGCUACAUUCUGGUUCACGGCAGAAGGAGACAGUGCUGCCAGUAGGACGCUGCAUCUUGGCGGGGCCGCGUUCUUCAUUACUUGCAUGGCUGGUUGGUACCUCCUGCUAGCGUUGUUGUUUUUGUCGGUGGAUUUCCCCAUUCAGUUACCUCUAGUGGACCUCAGUGGUUGGAUCCAGAGUUAUAGCGCAAAGAGCAAGAGUUUGGGGGAGACGGCGUAA
Messenger RNA from Rhinocladiella mackenziei CBS 650.93, 963 nucleotides. RefSeq lists its product as uncharacterized. Gene Ontology annotation, molecular function: acetate transmembrane transporter activity. The record is from RefSeq and is a predicted model, not a curated record. Bases 1 to 963 code for a protein of 320 amino acids. Lineage: Eukaryota; Fungi; Ascomycota; Eurotiomycetes; Chaetothyriales; Herpotrichiellaceae. Gene Ontology annotation, cellular component: plasma membrane. The transcript has 2 exons.